AUGAGUGAAAAGUCUUUAGAAGACAAAUUGCCACCUGAAUGUCUAUUUUGCGAAGAUUGGGAAGGCAAGUUAAGGAGAAUUAAUCCUCACAUUGCUCCUUCGGAAGAAUUCUUUGUCAGUCCAAGUCAGUUCAAGCAUCAUGUUGGAAAACAUAUGGAACAACUAGCUCUUUUUGCAGUUCCCCGAGAGCGAAGUGACGACAAAGACCUGAAUUCUGAUAACUCAGAGGGGCAUUCAAUUAAUAGCCUGCGAAAUGUAGGGAAGUUAAGUUCUAGGGCUUUAUCCAGCCACGCGCUUAGUUCUUUCGUUGAUAGUGUGCAAUCGAAGCACAACAAUGAUUUUUCAGUCGCUGACUAUGAGGAGCAGUCCUUGGACAUCGAUUACUCGUAAGUAAUGUAUUCCUUUCAACGUCUGGGUACUAAUCUGAUAUACUCAUAAGAACAAAUUAUGAUGAACAAGUCGCAACUCCACCACCAGGGAGUUCUGAAGUGACAAGUACCGUUGAUGAUUACAUGUACUACAUCGCAAAGCUUGGAAUUGAUACCGAGCUUUUUUCAGCGUUAACUGCAAGCCGCCGAGGACAGGUUGUCCUGAACGCUAUCUCGGAGGUAGCUAAAUCUGAUUACAAUCAAUUCAAAAGCAAAUUGGAAUUGGAAAUAGCAAUGGGAAUGCUUGAUCCGGGGCCAAGGAUUUGGACAGGCACCAAGUUCUUACCUCGUUUCGUUCAAUCCGCUCGGGUACCUGGUGAAGGACUAUACUAUUUCCACGAUGAUGGGAAUCACUAUAAGGCGUUCAUCGAGGACAAGGCAUUAAUCCUUACUGGGGUGUUACUGAAGCUGGAAAGCCGAGAAAGAGACUCGAAAUUGCAUGUUUGA
Messenger RNA from Hymenoscyphus albidus, 875 nucleotides. Lineage: Eukaryota; Fungi; Ascomycota; Leotiomycetes; Helotiales; Helotiaceae. The record is from the annotation of a GenBank genome assembly.